UGAAGAUGGAGACAGUGAGGUGACGAGAGUAAAUAUAUUAAUAAAAUAAAAAUUCAGUGUGACCGAAAUAAGCUAUUACAUUGAGUACGUUCACAUAGCGACAUAAUGACGAACAGAACGGCGUAUUUCUACGAUCCAGACGUGGGGAACUUUCACUAUGGCGCUGGACACCCAAUGAAACCCCACCGACUGUCUCUCACACACAGUCUAGUGCUGCAUUAUGGACUGUAUAAGAAGAUGAUGGUUUUCAAACCAUACAAGGCAUCCCAGCAUGACAUGUGCAGGUUCCACUCUGAGGAUUACAUAGACUUCCUGCAGAAGGUCAGCCCAAACAACAUGCAGGGCUUCACUAAGAGUCUCAACGCCUUCAACGUAGGAGACGACUGUCCUGUCUUUCCAGGUCUGUUUGAAUUUUGUUCAAGAUACACCGGUGCCUCCUUGCAAGGAGCAACUCAGUUAAACCACAAGUUAUGUGAUAUUGCCAUAAACUGGGCUGGAGGACUACAUCACGCAAAAAAGUUUGAGGCGUCUGGAUUUUGUUACGUGAAUGACAUUGUCAUCAGUAUUCUUGAACUGCUGAAGUAUCAUCCACGUGUGCUUUACAUUGAUAUUGACAUUCAUCAUGGUGAUGGUGUUCAGGAAGCAUUUUAUCUGACAGACAGGGUCAUGACUGUAUCCUUCCACAAAUAUGGGAACUACUUUUUCCCAGGAACAGGUGAUAUGUAUGAGGUUGGAGCAGAGAGCGGCCGCUACUAUUGUCUGAAUGUCCCACUACGAGAUGGCAUUGAUGACCAGAGCUACAGGCAGCUGUUUCAGCCAGUUAUCAAGCAGGUGGUGGACUUCUAUCAGCCGACUUGUAUCGUUCUUCAGUGUGGUGCAGAUUCAUUGGGUUGUGAUCGAUUAGGAUGCUUCAACCUCAGCAUACGUGGCCAUGGGGAAUGUGUGGAGUUUGUGAAGAGCUUCAAGAUUCCUCUGCUUGUUCUUGGGGGAGGAGGGUACACGGUGCGAAAUGUUGCAAGAUGUUGGACGUUUGAAACAUCUCUGCUCGUUGAGGAGUCCAUUAGCGAUGAGCUGCCAUAUAGUGAAUACUUUGAAUAUUUUGCUCCGGACUUCACACUUCACCCAGAUGUCAGCACAAGGAUAGAAAACCAAAAUUCUAGACAAUAUUUGGAGCAGAUUCGCCAAACUGUAUUUGAAAACUUGAAGAUGUUGAAUCAUGCACCGAGUGUUCAGAUCCAUGAUGUUCCCUCUGAUAUACUGAGUUAUGAGCGUCCAGACGAGGCUGAUCCUGAUGAGAGGGGGUCAGAUGAGAACUUUUCCAGGCCUGAAGCUGCAAAUGAAUUUUAUGAUGGUGACCAUGAUAAUGAUAAAGAAAGUGAUGUGGAAAUCUGAAGAUCAUCUAGUGUCCCGUUUCUUGUGUGGUUUUCUGUACACUGCCACAAAGGCAACCAUUCCCUUCAUCUAUAGGACUUAACUGCUUUGUGAAAGCUAGUUUGAUUUUAGUUUUUUUUUGUUUUUUACCCAUACCGUAACUGUGUAGUUCACAAUGUUUAGGAGUUUUCACAGUCAUGAAACAUUUUGCACCUCUGUUAUAAAAACCCAAACAAAAGGGAAUUUCACUUUGAUUCCCGUGUACUCCAAAAAAAAAAAAAAAAAAAAAGGUUAUCAACAAUCAUGGAAUAAUGGCAUUUCAUUGAUGUACUAUGCCUAAUAUCCAAAUAUUGUGCCUCAUAUUUUUCAUAAUGUCAUAGUUUAUGGAGUGUUUCUGUAAUAAAUUUGUUGAAAAAUG
Xyrauchen texanus (razorback sucker) is the source of this 1789-nucleotide messenger RNA. Its product is annotated as histone deacetylase 3. The transcript has 15 exons. Gene Ontology annotation, molecular function: histone deacetylase activity. Lineage: Eukaryota; Metazoa; Chordata; Actinopteri; Cypriniformes; Catostomidae. The record is from RefSeq and is a predicted model, not a curated record. The coding region runs from base 106 to 1392 and encodes 428 amino acids.